Plasmodium vinckei vinckei is the source of this 942-nucleotide messenger RNA. Its product is annotated as conserved Plasmodium protein, unknown function. The transcript has a single exon. NCBI's taxonomy places the organism in Eukaryota, Apicomplexa, Aconoidasida, Haemosporida, Plasmodiidae. The coding region runs from base 1 to 942 and encodes 313 amino acids. The record is from RefSeq and is a predicted model, not a curated record.
AUGGAUCCAUUAUUGAAAAAUAGCGAAAACGAAAGUAACUUUUUCAUAAAGUCUUUCUUUGAAUCCUUAUCAAAUUUUGCAAAAAAUGUAAAGAUUGAAAUAAAAGAUAUAUUUGAAUUACUUAAUUAUCCAUGUGUGUAUCAUAAUAAUAAAAAAAAAUUUAGCAUUAGUGAUUAUGAGGAUUAUAAAAAUUCAACAACAACAAAUAUUAUAAGUAAAAUUGACAAAAAAAAUAUUGAUAACUUUCGAGAGUAUCAAAAUAAAUUAGAAAAAAUUCUAGAAAAUAUUAAAACGCUUAAUGAAAAAUAUAAAAUGGAUGUACCAUUAUUAUUUAUUAUUGAGAAUUUAAUAACAUUACAUUUAAUUAAUGAAUAUAAAAUAAAUAAUAUAGUAAAAAAAAUUCAAGACCAUAACAUUUCUAUGCCUGAAUUGAGUAGUGAUUUGCCAAAUGAUUUAAUACAAACCCUCGAAGUGGAAGAAGAUGAAAACCAAACGGAUUUAUAUGAUAGAGUAAAAGAAGCAAAUAGCUUAUCAAUCAAUAGUUAUGCAGUUAAGCAAUUGAUAGAAAAUGCAAAUAUAAGAAUAAACUUUUCAAAAAUCGAAGAACCAAACAGAGAAAGAUAUUUUAAUACAAGUCAAAUGAAAUAUAGUGCAAGCUAUUUAAAUAAAUCUUAUGACUCUGCUAUAUUUAAAACUGAAAAAGAUGAAAAGCACCUCGAUGAAAUUAAUCUAUCGGAGGGACAUAACAAUCUUAUAGACAGUAUAAUGAGAGAAGAGGAAAUUAGUAGUAUACAUCAUAUAAAUGAUAAACAAGACAAUGUUAAUACUAUCCCAAAUAAAACUGAUGAAAAACAAAAUAUCAUUGAAAAUAUUGGUCUGUCUGAGGAAACAUUAAAAUUGCUUAAUUUAUUACCUAAAAAGACAAAGGAAGAAGAUAGCUAA